Messenger RNA from Candidozyma haemuli, 3036 nucleotides. RefSeq lists its product as uncharacterized. Lineage: Eukaryota; Fungi; Ascomycota; Pichiomycetes; Serinales; Metschnikowiaceae. Bases 1 to 3036 code for a protein of 1011 amino acids. The transcript is spliced from 3 exons. The record is from RefSeq and is a predicted model, not a curated record.
AUGCUAGGUCGUCUAUUUAAGCAGCAACAGCUGCCUGCUCCCCUGCCACUAAACCCUCCUCAGGGCCCGGCGAAACCGGCUCCGGCGUCGGCAAAUAGCUAUGAGGAUUCUUAUACGAGAGAGAUACUAUAUGGACUGCUGUCGUUGAGCCAGAUACGGCCUCACAGUUUCAGCAGACGGCGGUUUCGGUUAGUGGUGGCGCAAGACGGCGGGAACCUUCGAUCGAAACAGGUGUUGUUUGAUUCGGCAGACCGCCAGGAUUCCGGUUUGGGCUCGGCUCCGGGCUCUGGGCCUCAUCUGGAAGCACCGCUGCCGUCUAGACCUAGAUCCCAGCUGGAUAACAAACUGAACCUCCAGAGCCCUACAAUGAGCACUCCGGCGUCGCCUAAGACUGAGGACGACCUGUUGCAGCAGUCGCUUUCGAAUUUGCUGUUUCUGCGUGGCCUGGCGUCGAAGAAUAUUCUUACAACGAAACUUCUCCAUAAUGCGUCUGAACUUAAUGAGUAUAUGUUCGGACGGGGGCUUCCGUCGUCUGAAUCGCAUACGGCAACGAAAGUGCACCUUCUUCCGCAGUUCAAUUCGGUCCACGGAUCGUUUCUGGCGGUUUUGGUGACGAAAUUGUUUCUGAUUCCUGAUAAUGGAGGCAUCAUGGGCGAAACGCUGCACGAUACUGACCCUUCAUGGCUGCCAACCCCGACGUUUCCUAUCAGAGAGACUUCUUAUUCGUUCCCGCUGUCGCUUCUGUCAAACCAGGCGUCGUCUUCUCCAGAACUGCCUUCUUUGGGUGUUUCCAAGUAUACUGUGAACAGUCGGUUUGCCAUUGGCAUUGUCAUUCCGUACUCCCAGGAACAGUCUGUGGAUGAGGUGGUGCUCCAGAAUUGGGAGGUCUUAUCGCAAUAUCUUGUAUCUUUGCAGAAAUUGGUCACCAAGAAACUCCUCAUGGUGAUCAAUUACUCCACUGUCAACGGAAUGUGCCCAUACAUAGCGAACAGACGCAUCCUGUUCCCCUCGGAACUUCUCCAAGCGGACUCUGAGCUACCUCGACAGCUCCACAAGCUCUACCGGUUGAUUCAUUUUAAUUAUAAUACUCCAAGGUUAAUUAAUUCCAAUAGCAUCAUGCGGUAUUCUGCUUCUCAUGCGGAUUCCCGUUUCAAAGCCUUGUUGGUGAAUUGGGCUUUGGAAGUGAUCAACUGGUUGGAGUUCAAAGACGGCCGCAACAUUGUCUCUUCAAACCACCCCAACUUUGCAUCGAACGCACAUUUCCAUAAUUAUCUGCAUAACCACCACAAUCUACAUUCCCAUGGCGUUCAUAACGAGUUUGAAGGAGUGCCGUCAAAUACCUUUUUGGCUAGUUUGUUUGCCCUUUUGCAUUCACUAAGAGAUCUGUUGUCUCAGACUUCUCUGGAGACAUCCGCUAAUCGGGACUCUAAGGAAGUCACCAGAAUUUUGGUCCUCAUAUUUAUUUUGAACGGGCUUAUACCCGAUGCCCAGUUUGAGGCAUGUAUCAGUGAUGAAGACUACAAGAGAAGUUUACAAUACACUGAUAGUAACGACACCACAGACGCUGAGAACUUUACGUCCCCAUCUUCUCAGGAAACUUUUUAUAAUUAUAGCCAUUGUGCUGCUGAUCGCUCCAAGAGAGUUACCACGCCAUUUUCAGACCCUUCUGCUACUCCGGGCUCGAUUCCUGAGACAGCUUCAAUCCGAGAACUCUCGCGUACGCCAGAAAUUGGCAGCACUCCUAUGGCUCAACCUAUUCCUAUCAAAAAGGCAAUCACGCUCGCGACAGCAUCGCUGCACAUACCUAUUCACGGCAAGCCUGCCAUGUCUACAUCAUCAUCCAUGGCCCAGCUUUCAUCUUCGCUCAAUUCCUCGCUUUCAUCGAGUGCUUCUAAUUAUUCUUUCUCGAAGUUCGGCUCGUCAUUCCUUGAUAAGUGGAGAAAUUCGUUCGUUCCUGGGCCUAACAAUUUACAAGAACCACAUCAUCAUAUUCACGAGGGCUUUGAUCAUCAACAUGCACCAGAUUUGAGUAAGAGGCCCUCAUACCACUCGCUUAAUUCGCCUUCUCCAGCGAUUGAACAGGAUGAUUUCCAAUGGGACGCUGCUACAACAGCCACCAGCAGAGGCAGAGCCAAGCUCUCUAGAGCUCAGUCUAUGCUUGAUUUGUUUAAUCUCACGCUGCCUGUUGAGGGACAAUCUCUGCAUUCGACAGAGUUUCCAGCUCUCAAUCUUAAGCGUUCUAGAGGCGCGAUGGUUGUUCCGCUUGCAAACGACCAUGCAAGAGGUUUGGUAGAUGUCAGCAGAGACGCUAUCCAUAGGAAAUGUGAACGUGUGAUGGACGCAAAGCUCACGUAUGGUGAGCUUAACAACAACACUAUGGAAGUCAACUUUGACAGUCAUGAUGACGAGAAAGUCUACAAGCAGAGACCUCUUUUGCCCAAUGUUGCGUUUGUCGAAGAGUUCAGACCAGAAUACACCAUGCAGCUGUGUCCAGUUAGUCUGAAGCUUGAAGCACAGGUCACCACUGCAAUGAAGAACGACUUGCUAUUCUACCACAACGAUUGUGGUUACUCUAAGGUCACGACAAGGUCGGUCGUGAUUAGUUUGCGUGCUAGGGAAAUCAAGGUGAUUGAGAUGAAUGUGGGCGACAAGAAUGGCAAGGGAAGAUCUUCUUCCACGCCUGCUGGCUGGGUAGCACCUGCGCCAGCCUUUAGUCACGGUCACACGACACCACCAGUUUCUUCACAUUCACCUACAUCAUCUUAUUUCCACGGGUACCAUGAACAUAAUCACACGAACGGAAGCCACGGAAACGGUGAUAAAGGUACAAGCUACAAGACGACGAUUCGCAAGGUGUUUACUCCACAUCGUAACAGUGGUGACAGAGAACAGAUAAACAGGAUAGAGUCACUUCUAGACCGGUUGACGGAAGUCGUGGCGAAGAUCAAUGCCUACAACAACGAGGGAGCUUCUGACGAGACGAUGAAGGAUUUAAAUGGGAAACUUUUCACCACCGUUUCCAGUCUUCUACAGUGA